Ilex paraguariensis (yerba mate) is the source of this 1164-nucleotide messenger RNA. The record is from the annotation of a GenBank genome assembly. NCBI's taxonomy places the organism in Eukaryota, Viridiplantae, Streptophyta, Magnoliopsida, Aquifoliales, Aquifoliaceae.
UCCAACGAAAAAUCCAUAAAUUGCCAUCACUUCAGUAACACAAGUUGUCCAAGCACUUGGACUUUGGUGGAAGUGACUCUAAUUUCAAGCUUCUCUUUUUAGUGGAACUUGCGCUCCAGUUCUCUCCCACCACACAGUUCUCCUCCUAUUCAGCUGCUACUAUUGCAUCAUGGGUUCUCCUUUGUUUGGCACCAGUAAUCUCAUUCUAUUAACCUUACACAACCUUCUUUCUGGCUUUGUCAAGCAUCUUUUUGCGAUGCUAUUUUCUUGUGUUCAUCUUCUAUGGAGUGCAUGUCCAUCUGGACACACCUUCGAUGACUCUGAAGUAGAACAUCAUCGUCGACCAUCUCCUUCAUUAGUACCAGUCCCGGUCCACUUCAUCAUUGAAUCCAUCAAGGAGAAACUCCCGGUGAAAGAGUACAAUUGCUUGCUUGAGAGAUUGGGAGCACAUAAAAAUGAUAGAAUGUGUGUAGUGUGUUUGAUGUGCAUGAAGGCAAGUGAUGAGGUGAGAGAGCUUGGCAGUUGUUGUCAUGUUUAUCACAGAAAGUGCCUUGAUUCUUGGAUUGAUCAAGGCCAAAUAACUUGCCCUUUGUGUAGAUCCAAACUAUUGUCAGAUCAGGGAGAGCAGAUCGAGUGUGAAGGAGAUCCAUGGAGGAGGGACAUGAUGAUUACCUUGUUUGCAGAGGAUUAAUAUAUAUAUAUAUAGAGAGAGAGAGAGAGAUAGUAAUGUUAUUUAGUGAAAUCACAUCAUCAAAUCAGUAAAUGAGGUUAGAUUUUUAAGUCUAAAUAGUAUUACUUAUUCCAAGGCGAUGAACAUGCAUUCAUAUUGCAAAAAGCUUUAUUAUUGUCAUUUACUUGGAUUUCUUCUUCGUUUUUCGGUCAUCAAUUCUACUUUGAUGUCAAUAAAUCAAAAUCUUGUAUAAUAUUAUGUUAUCACUGUAGCUCCUAUAUGUUUAUGAUUAAAUCAAUGUUAAAGAGCUUCUUUUGAUGGAGUGUUUGUAUGUGCUGUUCAUAUCAGUAAUCUAGAAUGUUAAACUUCAGUGGUUUGGGAAAGGUUUUUUGUUAGAACACUUGGCAAACAUGAGUAACGAGAAAUCUUAUGAAAAACACCCUUGUUCGUCAGUGGUAGGUUUUCUACGGUGAGUCCAUCUACACAUAAUGAAU